Messenger RNA from Dermatophagoides farinae (American house dust mite), 4589 nucleotides. RefSeq lists its product as uncharacterized. Lineage: Eukaryota; Metazoa; Arthropoda; Arachnida; Sarcoptiformes; Pyroglyphidae. Gene Ontology annotation, biological process: chitin catabolic process; carbohydrate metabolic process. The record is from RefSeq and is a predicted model, not a curated record. Gene Ontology annotation, molecular function: chitinase activity; chitin binding. Gene Ontology annotation, cellular component: extracellular region.
UUUUUUCUUCUUCAUUCUCAAAAUGAUGAUGAGCUUUGAUAUAUGAUGGACAUUUUUGAAUUUUUGUCAUCAAAUAGUCAAAUUAGGCUACUGUGUUUAGAGAUGGAUAAUAUUCAUUCAAAGAUGAUGAUGAUGAAGAAAAAGAAUGAUGACACAAUAGAAAUUGUCAUCAUCAUCAUCAUUGUGAAAACAAAACAUUUUUGAAAAGAGAAAAACAUUGGAAAGUGGGUGAAAUCAUUUUAAUAUGAAUGUAUGAUAAUUGACCAUUUUUUUCUGUGGAGAUGUUUGUUUGUCAUUUUAAUUGUAUCUCUAUAUCAUUAUCGGUGUUGGAACAUUUUUGGUUUUGGAUUAUUGAAUGUCCAUGAAAUUAUUUCAUUGAUUUUUUUUUGCCAACAAAACCACAAUAAACAUAACGGGUGAAAAUAGCGGUUCAACUAUUGUAAUCCAAUGUUUUUCCAUAUUAUUAUUUAUAUCGAAUGUUCUAUAUUUACAAAUGAUGAUGAUGAUGAUUGACAAUCGACAUCGAAUUUGAAUGGAACACCACCAUUAUCGUUUGGCCAUCAAUCAAACAUAUGGAUUCAAAUCAAAAAACAUUGCCAUUGGCAACGAUCAUCACCAUUAUCGUAUUGGCCAUUUUUUUCAACAUCCUACAAUUAUCAUUGGCUAUAGACAACAAUGAUGAUGAUGGACAACAAACAACAUCGUCGUUGUCCAAUACAAAUGUACAUAACAUUACGAAACGAUCAUCAUCAUCAUCAUUAUCAUUAUCGAAUGAUCAAAAUGAAAAUGUCAAAUUAAUCUGUUAUUAUUCCAAUUGGGCCAUAUAUAGGCCUGGUGUGGCUCGUUUUACUCCACAAAAUAUUAAUCCAUUCUUAUGUACACAUUUGAUUUAUGCAUUUGCUGGAUUAUCAAGUAAAUAUGAAUUGAAAGCAUUCGAUCCAUACAAUGAUAUUAACCAAGGAAAUUAUAAAAAAUUUGUUGGCCUUAAGAAAUAUAAUAAUCAAUUGAAAACAAUGAUCGCUAUUGGUGGAUGGAAUGAAGGAUCGAAAAGAUUUUCUAAAUUAGUUGCCAAUACUGAUUUACGUUUUAAUUUCAUUAAAAGUGUGCUGAAAUUUUUACGUGAACAUGAUUUCGAUGGUAUCGAUUUUGAUUGGGAGUAUCCAGCUUUCCGUGAAGGAAGUGCGCCCGAAGAUAAGGAAGGAUAUGCUAAAUUGAUUCGAGAAUUACGUUUUGCAUUCAACAAUGAAAAAAUACCUACAGGUAAAGAACGAUUAUUACUUAGUGUUGCUGUACCGGCUGGUCAAGAUUAUAUUGAUCAAGGAUUCGAUGUUCCUGUCAUAUCACAAUAUGCCGAUUUUUUAAAUGUACUUAGCUAUGAUUAUCAUACAUCAUUUGAUCCAGAAACUGAUCAUCAUGCACCAUUGAAUUCGAAACCCGAUAUUAUUGAUACCGAAGCAUUGAAAUUGAAUGCCGAAUGGACAAUCAAUUAUUAUCUUAAAUUGGGUGCACCACGUGAGAAAUUAAUUCUUGGUAUACCUACUUAUGGACGUUCGUUUACAUUGGCUGAUGAAAAUAAUAAUGGUAUCAAUGCAUUGGCUGAAGGCCCUGGUGAACCAGGUCCAUCGACAAGAGAAAAAGGCUAUCUUGCUUUCUAUGAAAUAUGUCAAAAAGUUGAAGAUGAUGAUUGGCAAUUACAUCGACCACAUCCACAUAUUGAAGGACCAUACGCGGUAAAAGGAAAACAAUGGGUUGCAUUCGAUGAUAUUGAAAUCAUUCAAGAUAAAGCUAAAUUCAUUAUUGAUCAAGGAUUAGGUGGUGCAAUGGUUUGGACAUUGGAUAAUGAUGAUUUCCGUGGCAAUUGUUAUGGUGAACAAAAUCCAUUAAUAAGUUCAUUGCGAACAUCGUUAAUUAAUCCUUUGUUACAAGUAUCACCAAAACCAGCUGCAUCACGUGAUUCCACAUCUUCCAUUCGACCAUCAUCAUCACGAGAAAACAAUUUUAUUCGUAAUCGAUCAAGACCUGUAAAUUUUGAAUUAUCCGAAUCUGGACUCAAUGCAUUGAAUGUUAAUACUCGACGUAAUCAAAGACGGAAACAAUAUUUUAGCACAUCAACUACUACUACUACUACUACCACCACCACAACAACGACAACACCAGCACCAACUACAGCUUUAGCUUUAUUAUAUACAACACCGGAACCACCAACCACACCGGAUCCGGGAAUUGAAUUCAAUUGUGAAGAUGAAGGUUUUUUCAAUAAUCCAAAAGAUUGUCGAAAAUAUUUCUGGUGUUUAGAUAGUGGUCCAGCUAAUUUGGGUAUUGUUGCUCAUUCAUUUACAUGUCCAUCAGGAUUAUAUUUCAAUAGCAAAACCGAAGCUUGUGAUUAUCAGGAAAAUGUUUCAUGUAGAAAUAAAAAAGAUAAAUCCACAAUUACAACACGACGACCACGAAUUCGACCAAAGAUUGCUACAACUUCAUCACCGAUUACAACGACAACAACGACGACGACUACACCUCCACCAACAACAACAACAACACAGAUGCCAAUCACGGACCCACCAUCAUCAUAUGAACGAGAUAAUGAUGAAAAAAUGAUGAUGGAUACUAUGAGAAAAUUCAAUGAUGCGGCUAAAAAUGGUAAUCAAGAUGAAUUAGUUCAGCUUUCUAAUCUAAUUAAAGCAUUGGGAGGUAUUGAUAAACUUGAAGCCAUUCUUAAAGGUUUCAACAAUAAUAAUAACGAUAAUGAUCGAAAACCGUUAAAUUCUGAACAAGAUGAUGGAUCGGCAUCGAAUUUUUUUGCAUAUGUUACACCUAAACGAACACAGGAACCAAUAACUACUACACCUGCACCAGCACGCCAAGAUCGUUCGAAACCUAUUCGACAACGACGUCCACAAUUUUUAGAUUCCGAAGCUACGGCAACAACGAUGGCUACUACAGCCACCACUCCGAUACCACCGACAACAUUAUCGUUGUUUACAUAUUACGAGAAACCAAAAUCAAAUGGUAGAAAUAAUAAUAAUAAUGGUGGUGGUGGUAGUAAUACUAAUCUAGAAGCCGAAUCAAUCGAUAAUUUUGUAAAGAAAUCUAAUGCAAAACCAUUUGAAUUUAAUUAUAAUCAACCUGAAGGUCGUAAUAUGAUGAUAAAUGCUUUCAAUGAUAUGCAAAAUUCUCGACGAUUAAUUUUAGAAGAAAAUAAACAAAAAUUUUCAAAUGAAUCAUUAACAUCGGCAGUUUUAAUCGAUCCUAAUACAAGACAAAUAUUUAAAUUACCAUAUCAAUUAAUGCCAUCGGAUAAUCCACCGAAUAAUAAUCGAGCAUUACCAUCGGAUAUAAUCGAUAAUAGUUUAACUGCCCGGCAAAAAGAUCCGGCAAUGACAAUAUCAAGACGUAUUCGUCUUCCACAUCCAAAUACGAUGCACCAGUUUUCAACGGCAGUUUUAGUACCCGAUAAAGCCGGUGUAGUUUAUGAAGAUGAAUUCCUUUUCGACCAUCAAUCAUCAUCGGAUAAUCGAAUGUCUGGACCACAACCACCACCGUCAUUGAUGCAACCGGGACAAUUUUUACCACCAGGUAGUGAACUUCCUCUGUCAGCAUAUUUACGUCAAUUUCAACCAGCACCACCACCACCUUAUCAAUUACCUAAUAAUGAUAUUGGUCAUAAUUCUCAAUCAUCAUCAAAACCAAAACAAUCUCAACAUGCUCAACAUCAACGACGUAAACCACAGAAUCAAUUCAAUAUUCCAUUGCAGCAAGAAAAUCCAAUCAAUCUAUUGAUCAACACACCUCCGCGUGCAGCUGAAGAUAAUAAGUUACCAUUUAAUAUUCUGCAUACAACAUCAUUACCAUUAACUACAACACCAUCGCCAGUACCAAAAUUUACCAAUUACAAUACAUUACCACCAGAAUUUGAUAUCUCACCCUUCACCAGUACAAGUAGUUUAUAUAAUCCAAUUCAGGCGAAUAAUUUUCAGAAAAAUAGAUUAUCCGACCUAUUGGACAGUGUGACAGCAACAUUAUCAUCAUCGUCAUCACAUCCAACUACACCGAUACCAACAGCAUUGAUUACAAAUGAUGAUCCAAUACUUCAUUCAUUGGGUCCAAGACGAAGAAUUGCACGUCCAAGAAGGCCAUUACCUGGCAUACAUCAUCAUCAUAAUCAUCAUAAUCAAUCACCGACGACAAGUUCACAUGCAACAGCACCUAGAACUACAACGACAACAACAACGACGACGACAACAACAACUCGUCGUCCAUAUAUUGCACCAUCGAUUGAUACAUUUCAUGGGCCAUCCGUAUAUUCAAAUAAUGAUGGUGGUCUUGGUUGUUCGAAACGUGGUGUAUUUGCACAUCCCGAAAGUUGUGGUAUGUUUGUUGUUUGUGCACCAGCUGGUCGUGGUAAAAAAGGUUUCCGUACAUUGACACAUCAUUGUCCAGCUGAUCAGGUAUUUGUUGAAGAGGUUGGACGUUGUCGACCUGGUAAUAAAGAUCGUUGCGAAGUUUAUCAUUAGUUGUGAGUCACAUAUUUAAAAAAAAAAAAAUUUACUGAAAUCACAAAAAUCAAAAUGACAAAAAAAAAUAUUUCUGAA